AACAAUUAACGCCGUUUGAAGCCAUUAACGCACUGUUUCCAUUUGCCAGGAUGAGUGAGCGACACGCGCAGGUGGGAAGCAAAGGGCUUUUACUCGUCAUGGCGCUCGCCAUCAGCCUCUGGGACAUGUCUGAGAGCUCGACAGCGGCGCAGCAUGUUCCCACGGGCACCUGCGAAGUGGUCGCCUUGCAUCGCUGCUGCAACAAGAACAAAAUUGAGGAGCGCUCGCAAACCGUCAAGUGCUCCUGUUUUCCGGGGCAAGUGGCCGGCACCACCAGAGCCGCUCCCUCCUGUGUCGACGCCUCCAUAGUGGAGCAGAAGUGGUGGUGUCAGAUGCACCCGUGCCUUGACGGCGAAGAAUGCAAAGUCCUUCCUGAUCUGAAGGGCUGGAGCUGUGCUACAGGGAACAAAAUCAAAACCACAAAGAUUUCCGCGGAUAGGGAUCAACUUUGGUAACAUCACAUUCUUCACCGGGGACUCCACAGGUGACUCAAACGAGAAGAGGCUGAUUGCAAAGAACUUUUCUGUAAAUAAACUGCAGUGAAUCCUCGGCAAACUGAAGGCCUCAUGAACUGUAUUGGCCAUCCAAUCAGAGAAGUGGAUUCCAAUAAGAGGACUUUUUUUUUUUUUUUGGAAAGAAGCCUUAGCAGACGACCGGAUUUGCUCUCAUACCCGUACUGCUUGUAGUGGAUUACAAUGCUGAACUCUGCCUAAAUGUUCAAUUCUCGAAUCUAGCGUUCCUUGACAGGUUUUGUUUCAUCGGCCGGACGACGGCGAGCACCGUUGCUGACCAAACAAAGUAGCGUGAUGAAAAAGACGUACCGUAGCCCGAGUAGCAGAUAUUCAGGAGGACUUUCAAACAAGUACACAACCACACUGACGAGUCUCUACCUGAAAUGUUUGAUGUCGUCUUGCGACAUGCUUCCAUUCUACAUUUGAAAAUAACUUAGAAAUUUAAAAAAAAUUGCACAUCUGUGCAGUAAUAGCUGCAUCUGCUAUCUUUACCAGCAGCCCGCAGCAGCGAGCAGAAAGUAGUUUUUUUGUCCUAUGUCUUUGGAAAAAUCAAAUUUCUGGCAGCUUCUGCGAUUUUUCCACCCUGAAUGAACUUGGGGUUCAAGUCAAAUUAUUGAGACAUUUAAAAAAAAAAAAAAAAAUGAAAGAAAAAAUCCAUUGAGUGGUUCAGAACAUUCAUAUGACUGUUUUUCAACCCAAAUACGACAUUGUCUGAGUAAGUGAUGACAUCAGUAAUAAACUGUGGUUGUGUCAUUAA
Messenger RNA from Hippocampus comes (tiger tail seahorse), 1269 nucleotides. RefSeq names its product TAFA chemokine like family member 2 (gene tafa2). The coding region runs from base 51 to 455 and encodes 134 amino acids. The record is from RefSeq and is a predicted model, not a curated record. Gene Ontology annotation, molecular function: receptor ligand activity. The transcript has 5 exons. NCBI's taxonomy places the organism in Eukaryota, Metazoa, Chordata, Actinopteri, Syngnathiformes, Syngnathidae.